Phytophthora sojae is the source of this 930-nucleotide messenger RNA. RefSeq lists its product as hypothetical. NCBI's taxonomy places the organism in Eukaryota, Oomycota, Peronosporomycetes, Peronosporales, Peronosporaceae. Bases 1 to 930 code for a protein of 309 amino acids. Gene Ontology annotation, molecular function: histone H3K79 methyltransferase activity. Gene Ontology annotation, biological process: DNA damage checkpoint signaling; regulation of transcription regulatory region DNA binding; DNA repair. The transcript has a single exon. The record is from RefSeq and is a predicted model, not a curated record. Gene Ontology annotation, cellular component: nucleus.
AUGUCAGACUUCAGCGACAACCAAGACGCGGUACUUGUUCGCCUGGUGCGUCCGUACCUGCAACAGCAGCAGACCAUACAGUGGGACACGGUGGUGAAGCGAAUGCGCGUGCAGACGAAGUCGAAACAAGCACUUUGGGAACGUCUCAAGACUCUCAAGCAGACCCAUGGCAAGCUACUCGACCGUUUCCCAGCAUCAUACUUCCGCACACAUAGUGCCUGGCAACCUACCCUGCGAUGCCCCCCUCAGCCUAUUACAAAAGGCAUUAUCAGCGCCCAGCCACGUACUCGACCUUCCCGACAAGCGCACGUUAUCACUGAGGCUGUGUUUCGCGGUGUAUCACAGCGUGAUGUCCGACAACUUCCUGGGAAGCCGCAUUUCAAUGCUGGGGAAAUCGCCUCGGGGGGCGUGACAAUGUUGCUGAAAGUACUGAAUAUCGGCGCGGGCGCUACGUUUGGAGAUAUUGGGUGCGGCAUUGGUAACGUCCUAGUUCAAGUUGCGCUAGAGUCCAGUGUCAAGGCGUGCAUCGGUGUCGAAGUGAGGGAGGAGCUGGUAGCCGCAGCGCAUAGCGCACUACUUAGUAACUCAACUAAGUACCCCGAACUACUUCGCGUCUCUAUUUACCAAGUUGAUAUCUGCAAUCUGGCCGAGGGUGUGUAUCGCGCGCUUUCGGAUUGCUCGGACGUCCUGGUGAAAAACAUCGUCUUCGCGGAAGAAGCCAAUUUAGCGCUAGAGCAGUUCUUAUGUAUGUCGACGGUCGCAAGUCAGGUGGUGUUAGGCCGCAAGAUGUGCCCGCGCCAUCGGAACUCAUGUGGUCAUGUGUUUUGCUUGCUAUGGGACUUGGUGCAGCCCGUUCAACUAGAAGUCGAGUGGGCCAGCAUCUCACAUGAGUUCUACCUGUAUCGACGAGCUCAACUUGCCUCAUUCUGA